This is a messenger RNA of Boeremia exigua, 1044 nucleotides long. RefSeq lists its product as uncharacterized. Bases 1 to 1044 code for a protein of 347 amino acids. The transcript is spliced from 2 exons. The record is from RefSeq and is a predicted model, not a curated record. Lineage: Eukaryota; Fungi; Ascomycota; Dothideomycetes; Pleosporales; Didymellaceae.
AUGGACACCAUCAAGAAAGCUCUCACCAGCAACACGUUCGAUCCAGAUACGGAGAUCCCAGAUCUCAGCGGCAAGGUUUAUGUCGUCACCGGCGGCUCCGCGGGCAUCGGCUUCGGCAUUGUCGCCCAUCUUCUUCAGCACAACCCCCAGAAAAUCUACCUCCUUUCACAAAGUGAACAGCACGCUGCCGAGGCACAAGAUGCAUUGAAGCAUUGGGGCGAUGCCAGUCGAGUCGAGUGGAGACAAUGUAAUCUCGAGUCCUUCAAACAAACAGACAAGGUUGCGAGGGAGCUGUCGAAGGAGCUGUCCAGGCUCGACGCCUUGAUAUGCAACGCCGGGCUUGGUGUUGGCGUGUAUAACGAGAGCGAGGACGGUCUGGAUACCCACAUGCAAGUCAAUCACUUCGCACAGGCACAUCUGAUGCUCACGCUCCUGCCUAUCCUGCAGAAGACGCCAGACUCCCGUCUCGUUGCACAGUCCUCGGAUAUGCACCGGCCGGCGAGCAGUGACAUCAAAUUCGCCUCCAUCGAGGAGAUGAACCAGGAUAUUGGCGCUUUGCAGCUCUAUAAUCGCACCAAGCUCGCACAGAUCGUCUUUUUCCGCGAACUGCUGCUCCGCAUCAAGGCAGGACAAUUCGGUGAGAUCACUGCCGACACUGGCCUGCCGUGGAUCAACGCCACACACCCUGGCGGCGUUGCUACCGAUCAGCAGGAGCAGGCCAUUGAGGCAUACGGCACGCUUGGCAAGAUUGGCGUCACUGCUGUACGACCGCUAUUGAAAGACCCCGUUAAGCAAGGCUGCCGCUCGAUCUUAUUCGCUGCGACUCACACAGACAUCGUUAAGGAGCAGGUUCAGGGUGGAUAUAUCGUGCCAGACCGCAAGGUGACAGAGCCAUCAGACCAGUCGAAGAGCCCGGUCUUGGGUCUUAACCUAUGGAAGCUAACCAAGCAGAUCCUCGAGCAGAAGAUUGGCAAUCUUCCAUAUACGAUGCAGGACGACACAAUUAAGCCUAGGCACUUGGAGAAACAAGGCCUUGUCUCGUAG